Molecule: messenger RNA, 594 nt
Organism: Coniosporium apollinis CBS 100218
Lineage: Eukaryota; Fungi; Ascomycota; Dothideomycetes
Exons: 1
Coding region: 1-594 (197 amino acids)
Source: RefSeq, a predicted model, not a curated record
AUGCAUCUCGAAUCCUUCAUCACCAGCAUCUUGAGCUCCUCGACCAGCACUCCAGCCGCCACCAAUCCCGCUGCUCACCGGACGAUAGAUCCUCCCAGCAGCCGUCUCACUACCACGCAUUCACUGACGCCUUUUCUCUCUUCCGAGAUCAAAGCGCGCCGCCCGCCUUACGAAGCCCCCAAAGCCCUUAAACGCCAGCUUUGGACGCCUCUCCUCCCUACCCUCGAUAGAUUCAAGUCUCCCUCCCCGUCCAGCGCUCUCGCGCAACAGCACCGGCAGCUCGACUUCCUCAUGCAGGCUGCGAAACCGCGUCCGCGCCUCUCAGCUUUCGAACCGCUACAAGACGUGAUCCUGCGGCACCUGCUCGCUCCCAGCACCCUCCCACGCCUCCAGCAGCUCCCAGGCCCCCGAUCUCGGCCCUUCCAACUCGUUAUUAAGAGCAGCAGGAUCCUGGGCCGCGAAUGGCGCCGCCUCAAGCGCGCGUUCAAGCGCACGCUCAUACGGAUGCUUAUCUGGAUGGGAGUCCCCGAGGUCAUCAUGGUCGUGGAGUUGAGGGUUGAGAUGGAUGUUCCGAUUCUGCCUUGGAUUGUGUAA